This is a messenger RNA of [Candida] anglica, 906 nucleotides long. NCBI's taxonomy places the organism in Eukaryota, Fungi, Ascomycota, Pichiomycetes, Serinales, Debaryomycetaceae. The record is from the annotation of a GenBank genome assembly.
CCAAGAAAUCUAAUGAAUGAGAAUAUAUUUGUAGACCAGACUUUCCAAAUAUACAAGUCUAAUGGUUCACCCAAGGAGAAUGAUUUUGAGCUUGGGAAAGAAAGAUUUUUAGAAAUUUAUUCACAAUUUUUAUUUAAAUACCUUCAAAAUACCAAUCCAUCAUUAUUAAACGAUGGGAUCAUAACCUCUAUAACGACAUCUCGUGACAUAUUAAAGCACCUAAAGACUUCACAUGGGUCAGGAACACAAGAAGGAUUUGAUAUUGUGUACUUUAGUAUGAAACAUACGAAUUCUAGAGUGUUAUCAAGACAAUCAAUUGUAUUUAUAAAGCAACAAGAAUCACAACAAAAUGACUCCACAACUACAGAUAAAGAUGCACAUUUUAAUACCAUAGUACUUGUAAAGUCAAGUACCCCACCAUUAUGUGAAGCCUUGUUAAGAAUUGUGGAGUCUAUCCAAGGUGAUCAACCUCUUGUAAUUAAACCCUUUAAAGUUGGUGGAGACUACAUUAGAAACAUUAUGGACAAUUUAAUCGAAAAAAUAGAGUCCGUAGAAGAGUUGGGAAAUAUUGAGUUAGCAUUUCAAGGAAUUAACCAACAAAAUGACUCGUUACGACAGAUAUCUAUCGCUAUCCCAUCAGCAGACAUAAAGCAAUUCCAUAAAGAUAAAACCCCUAAUCUAAGUCUAAGUAAUAAGAUUUAUAAACAUUUGAAUAAAAUUACAAAGAUGAAUUUUAAUAAUCUUCCCUUGACAAGAUUUACUUCACAUUUAGUAAAUAUUUCUCAAGAUGGAAAAUUGAAAAUACAUAGACUGAUCUUACGCGAUAGACAUCAACUGGAUAAUGAAGAAGGGUCUACAUUAAUAUGGUUUCUACUUGCAUCUUUAUUUACAGAAUCUUUCCAAUGA